UGUCAAACACAGCAUACAAUACGUUGAAGUUAUUCUAGACUCGAGAUACUGUUUGCCAGUGUCGACAACAUCCACGUGAGUUUAGAACGAAAGAGAACUUCACAAAGAACGUAUCGAUUCAUGCGAAAUAUAUUUUUCGAAGCGUUUUCUUUUAACAGUCCUUUCGUAUGAUACUUUAUCACUGUCCUCUAUACCAUUCUCCUUUUUUGUAAGACAAUUACAUCGUCAUCUGGUGAAAGUUCCGUUUCCUUUCCCGUGGUACGACUUGCACAUUUAUAUUUGCAUACUUGCUUACAUUCGAAGGCAUAUUCAGUAAGAAAAAGGCAUUUGGUAUUUGUAAACAUCGGAUAAAGUUCAAUAUGACUGGUACAACUACCACAGAAAAGUCAGCUAAUAAUCCUUUGGAACAGUUUGUGCUACUUGCAAAAACUGCCAAAGGAGCAGCUGCUAUAGAGCUUAUUAAACAAGCGGUAGAGACACCAGGUGUUCAUGUAUUUGGAGAAUUAUUAGAUAUGCCUAAUAUCAAAGAACUUGAAAAUGGGCCUUACGUUCAAUAUUGGAAUACUCUGAAUUUAUUUGCAUAUGGCACGUACAAAGAAUAUUUAGAAAACAAAGACAAGGUUCUAGAAUUGACUCCUACUCAAAAGAAAAAACUUCAGCAUCUAACAAUCGUAACAUUAGCUACAAAAUCUAGAUGCAUACCGUAUUCUGUAUUGUUGGAAGAAUUAGAUAUAAAGAAUGUUAGAGAUUUAGAGGAUUUAAUAAUAGAAGCAAUUUAUGCAGAUAUAAUACAUGGCAAAUUGGAUCAAAAAAAUUCACAAUUAGAGGUAGAUUAUGCUGGUUUAGGACGUGACGUUAGACCUGCUGAUACAGGUGUAGUGGCUGAAACAUUAGCCGCUUGGGGUCAAGCUUGUGACACCGUAUUAGCGUGUAUCGAAGAACAAGUUACAAGAGCAAAUGUAGAAAAACAAAAGGCCACAUAUCACAAAGAAAGAAUACAAAGAGAUAUUGCUAACAUAAAAAAAUCACUUGCUGCACAAGCCGGAGGUGGUGGUGUGCAGGAAGCUGAUAUGGCAGGAGGUAGUUCAGGAUCAGGAGGAAGUGAAUCAAGUAGGGAAGCAUUAUCAGCUCCGCCUGAUGCAAAGAAAAAGCAACAGAAGGUCAAAGGUAUUAAAGGAAGUGGUGUUCCAGUACGAUCAACGACCAGCCUGCCAGUCCAAUCAUCCGUGGGGCGAAGAGGAUUUCGAAAUAACACGCAAAACGGUAUAAAGCAAUAUGAGAAUUUUCAAGCGAAUAGAAAAGAACAAUGUGUUUCAUAAUGUUUUCUUGGCGGUACUAUUUUUUUUCCACGUGUUACGUUCUAAUGCAGGCCGAACAGAACAGAAAAGUCUCUCUCCAUGAAAAUGAAACGCAAUUUUUUUUAAAUACAUUUCUUUCUUUUUAACCUUCCAUUUUUUUCUUUUUCUUUUUUUUUUUAGCGCAUAUUCUUCCCAAUGUUGCAACCAAACGAGACAUGAAAAUUUUUGAAAUAUUUAUACCGCAAAAUAAUAUAUGCUUCCUACGUGUAAAUUCUUGGUGAAUAUAUAAGGUGUUUCAGAAACGGUGAUACAACUAAACGGAAGGUUAUUCGUAUGCAAACGUAUAAAAAUCUUAAAUAGGAUAUUCUAUAUUCUAGCAGGGAGAAAUGGAAAUAAAAUUCGUUCGUUUGAGGCUUCGUUUUCGAGAGAAUUGAGUUUAAAAAUUUGCCGAGUAACGUGGCUAAUUCUCAUUGGCGUGGAUAGAAUGUUGAAAAACUUUUUAUUCGAAAUUCCGUUUCCUCUGGAAAACGGAGGGCCUCGAACGAAAUGUUAUUUUAUACUUUUCAAUAAUAUCUCCACGUAAAAAUAAUUUUUAACCCGAUUGUUCUAUCCUCAGGCAUCCUGUAUAUGUGUAUACGUGUUUUGAAUUAACGUAUAAGGUUUAAAAAAAAAAAAAAAAAAUAAAAAGAAAAAGGCAAGAGUGGAAUAACAACGUAUCCACGUUCGAGCAGAUAUUUAUAUGCGCGUGUUUUGCGAAUGCUAUCUAAAGAAUUAGUGAAAGCUGCUUUUGUCUUGAAUACUAAUAUAAAAUUGCAUCAGAGGUGCAACGUAAAGAAUUAAAAAAAA
Messenger RNA from Apis mellifera (honey bee), 2144 nucleotides. It is a transcript of the gene CSN7, whose product is annotated as COP9 signalosome complex subunit 7b. The record is from RefSeq and is a predicted model, not a curated record. The transcript is spliced from 5 exons. Gene Ontology annotation, biological process: COP9 signalosome assembly. Bases 360 to 1319 code for a protein of 319 amino acids. Lineage: Eukaryota; Metazoa; Arthropoda; Insecta; Hymenoptera; Apidae. Gene Ontology annotation, cellular component: COP9 signalosome.